This is a messenger RNA of Bursaphelenchus xylophilus (pine wood nematode), 4551 nucleotides long. Lineage: Eukaryota; Metazoa; Nematoda; Chromadorea; Rhabditida; Aphelenchoididae. The record is from the annotation of a GenBank genome assembly.
AUGUCUUUAGCUGCGCAUAUAGCACCACCUACGUAUACUGGAAGAACUGAUCCCAGAACUUUCCAAGAAUUCAUACGAGAAUUAAAUAGAGUAGCCACAGCCCUCAAAUGGACCGAUGAGGCAUACUUAACCACUUUACCUGCUCUUCUCAGGGGUGAAGCAGCUAUUAUUUACGAAAGCAUACCACCUGCUGAACGAAAAAAAGAAUUAGGAUUAAAACCCAUUCUAAAUCUCCUAGCCAAAAAAUUUGCAAAUACCCAACUAACUUCAAACUUCCGACGCCGCGCGCUAGCUCGCAAACAACGCGCAAACGAAUCCCCCUCCGAAUUCGCUCAAGCCAUUAGGGACCUUGUCGAAUUAGGAUAUCCAGAAAGCACAUCUUAUACCGACGCGUUCAAGGAAGAAAUUAUGGUAGAUAUCUUCCUCUCUGGCCUAUUACCAGUCGUCAAAGCCAAACUACUACGCAAAGAACGCCCAAAAACCCUCCAGAAAGCUUUGGACAUGGCCAUAUCCGAAAUUGAACUUCAAGAAGAAUUGAAACGUGAUGGACUCAUCAACGCAGGUGGAAAUAUCUCCAUCAACCAGUUACAACCCGUCCAACCACCUCAUGCCCAAAUGAACCGUUUCAACAAAAAUUGGCAGCCACGCCGCCCAUUCAACCGCUUCUUCUCAAAAUUCAACAACAACAACCGACCAUCCAAGCCCUUCUUCUUCAACAACAACACAAGCCGUUCCAAUUAUCAACCCCGUGCCAACUACCGUCCACAAUCCAAUAAUCAAAACUCCAAUAUCAGGAACCGGCCCAAUCACCCUCGACCAACCCGUUAUGGCAUUAACGCCUUGUUGCCCUCGCUGACAAUCGUUGCCCUGGCCGCUCUAUCCGUACUACCGCUGACUAUGGCCCAAUUUCAAUUCUGCCCUUUACGCAAAGGAGCUUUAUAUCUCGCUCCUCCGAGGAAAGAAGAUUGCACAGUAGCCGACGACACUCCAGUACGAAAAACAAACGUCGAAAUUUUUGUACCACAACUGGGACCCCAUUACCAAGAAGCUUAUCACUGCCAGGCUAAGAAAGUAACACGAUGCACCUUUUCAAUUGGUAUCGCUGCAUUUGAAAGACUGACACCAAGUCAACAUCACAGUUUAACAGCCAACGAAUGUUGGACCUUGAUCCAACGAAUGACGCUAUACAACCAAACACUUUAUCGACUUGACGAAAAUGUUUGGCAAUCCUCAGGAUUCAUCAACGCCCAAUACGCAGUUUUUGGAAGUCGUUGCCGCGAAAAACUUCAAUUUACGGUAACAAAAGGACUAAUACAUUCCAGAAACGGGAUAACUGUAUCCUCCGAAAUCGACAAUCUACAUAACUGUCAUUACAACGAUGCUCUCUGUGUUACGAACCAAGGUACAACAGUUUGGAAUGUGACGGACACAAAAGAUUUCUGCUCACAUACUUCAGCUGGACAUUUUCUGGCUUUAGCUUCUGACACUUAUGUGAUAAUCCAAAGACUCCAAGCUGCCUUCGUAUUCAACAAAACAGAUACAGACGUCCACGACUCGUUUUGCUACCCUAUUAACACCUAUCGAAUGGAAAAUGACGUGUUCAUCUCCUUUCACCCAGAAUACCCAACCGCUUCGAAGCUCAGAACAAAACGAUUCGAAUUCAAGGAACAACCUCGAAUCGGAGACACAAAACCAGCAUCAACCACUUCAAGGACUACCCAAGGAAAUGCCCCAACAUCACCAUUAUCAGCGAUCGAAACCCGAGUUCAGGAUCGGAAUCGCUACAUAAUUCCCCCAGUACAAAAAGCCCAGGGACCUUACUAUCCCAUCAACGUCCAAGCGCGAUCCUCAACAAAUAAUACGUCAAAAACCAUGAAAAAUCCGGAAAGAAGUGACGAAACCCCGAAAGUAGCUACCUCAACCGUAACGACACCUAUUUCCAUCACGGGAAAAACUACAAUGGCACCAAUGACAUCUACCUCCCUUCCGCAUACUACUCGGAAACAAAAUUCUCCGAUUGAAGCCCAAACCUUUCCCUCACCGGCACCUCCUUACGAAGCAAAUGACCCCACUAAUGUAAAACUGGAAUACCUCAGCCUCACGGUAACUAAACUUAUCCGCGAUGAGUACGCAAACUUAUUUGCUCACAUCUGUUCCAUUCACAAUCAAAAUGUGGCCAUCAUCACAGCUUUGUCAAAACUUAACCCAACUUUAGCCGUCAGAUCUUGGCUUAACAGAGAUGACGUUAUCGCUUACCAUUCCGGCGAAGCAUUCGCUGUCUCUACUUGCGAACCAAUCAAACCUGACAUUGUUCAUUGGAAUCACAAAUACGGAGAUUCGUGCUGGACCGAUGUCCCAGUGGAAUAUAACAACAAAACAUAUUUCGCACCUCUCGGCACCUACGAAUUACAAUACAACUCUACAAGAAUACCCUGUGAUCAAAUUCCUGUCAAUGUGUACCGACAAGCCGAUGGCACCUGGACUUCUCCCAUCGGACACGCCAAUGUGAUGCAAAUCGACCGAGCGCUAACUCAACUAAACUUCGACACCUUACCUACCUUUUCAUCAGCAUCAAUCUACCAACCACAAUGGACCAGAUUAGUCGUUUCUACCUCCAUUCUAAACUCCUACGCACACAAAAUUAACCGACUGGAAACUACACUACAAGCUACUCAAGAAAGUGAUACCCCAGAACUCAAACUUGUAUCCGACGGAAGUAGUGAAGGAGCAACUUCAUCUCUAUUAACCAUGGAAGUAGUAAAAGGAUGGAAAGACGCCGUGAUAGACUUUUUCUUCCCGAAUUUGGACACUUGGGAAGAAAUCACAGUCGCUGUUCUAUCAGUAUUGGCCCUCGGAGUAGCACUAUUCCUCUACGGUCCUUACAUCAGCACUUUUCUCAGACAUGUUAAACGACACCAAGAAUAUAACCCAGUCAACGCUGUAGAAAUGCAAGAUGUAUCACCUUCAGCACCAUGCCUCGACCAUGUUUACGUACCUCCAGUCUACUCGAUCCAAACAGGAACGCAACCCAAGAUUAUCGUACACAUCAAAGGCAAACCGGUCGCCGCAUUAGUGGAUAGCGGCUCAGCCAUUACGUACUGUCGACAAUCGCUUGCCAGGAAGCUGCAACUUUCCAUAUCUCCCCUCCAAGCGAUGGCUACUGCACGUGCCGUGAAUGACACGACCUUCAAAUUUCUUGGUCAAGUACAAGCUGACGUUUCAUUCCGACAGCUAAACCUACAAAUACACAUGUUGGUAUCUGAAGACAACCACUGCCCGUCAGAAUUGUUGAUAGGCACAGAUACACUUCGAAAAGUUUGUGCCCAAGGACACUCCGUGAAUUUCGAUCUAAACCAAAACACCAUCAACAUCGGAGACGAAAUAUUUCCGUUCGUAUUCAACCUGGAGACAAACCUCACUACGGAACCCUGCAAAAUUGUACUUAAUCAGGACGAACACCUUCCACCACGCUCAGAUAACUUUAUCGUGGCAAAAACACUCACGACACCUCCAGGAAGGACAGUGCUCAUUGAAGACGCCAUCACAACUAACGAAAUGGUCAAAACAGCAGCAGUAUUAUGUCGUUUGGCUACUCCCAACUACGUCCCCGUAACAAUUAUAAACGCUGGUUACGCCCCAGUAACCCUACGGAAGAAUCAAACAAUUGGAACAUUAUCCGAAGUGCCCCAACAACAAUCAUUUCCAAUAAUGUUCGUACAAUCCCCUCAGCAAAUCCACGUACCACCUGAACUGGACUACAUUGAAACUCUUCCCCCGGCAGGAAAACAGCCCAAGCAACAAUUGAACCCGGAUUUGGAAGAUUCGAUAUUAUCCGAAAAUGCAAAGAAGUACCUAACCCGGUUGAUUCAUCGUUACUCUGAUGUCUUCGUUGGAACUGAUGGAAAAAUUGGUCAAUAUACCGGACCUAUUCAACACGAAAUCGAGCUCAUCAACCCGAAGGACAUCCCUCGCAAAAGACCCUAUCGCGUCCCUCUUCCACUCCGAUCCGAAAUUGAACGACAACUCAAACAAUUAUUGGACCAAAAAAUCAUCGAAAAAUCAUCAUCCCCCUUCGCAUCACCAAUCGUAAUGGUAAAGAAGAAAGACGGCACCUACCGUCUUUGCGUCGAUUACCGCCAACUUAACCAAAACACCGUUAAACGUGUUCAACUCCUACCCAACAUCCAAGAGAUCCUUGAUCUUACAGCCGGCCACAAGUAUUUCUCAACCUUGGAUUGCUCUCAAGCCUUCCACCAAGUUACGCUAGCUCCGGGAAGCGUUGAGAAGACCGCAUUCAUCACGCAUAUGGGAUUAUUUCAAUACCUACGAAUGCCUUUUGGAUUAACAGCCGCGCCCGCAACAAUGCAAAGAAUCAUGGAUCACCUAAAAGGAGAACUCACAGCUAAGAUUUUUAUUUAUCUUGAUGAUCUAUGCGUCUCCAGUACAGACGAAAAUGACCAUAUUAGGGACCUCGAGGAAGUUUUUAGCGCACUAAGAUCAAAAGGACUCAAACUAUCACUUAAAAAUGCUUCUUCGGCAAAAACGAAGUAA